AUGAAAGUACGACGACGAUCUCCUAGAACCGUGAAGGUCUGUGGGAUUUUGUUGCUUUUCUUGUGCAUUAUUGUCAUUGCUUUGUCAAAUAUUCUACAAGAAGAUACCACUGACAACCACAAUAUUGUAUCUAAUGGUGUAGGUUUAUCCAAACCAAAGUCUUACUAUGAUGAUAAAAAAGAUAAUUAUAAUAAUAAUAGUAAUAAUACCUGUGGUAGUGCAAAAAUGUGUUUGGACUGUUUGUUUCCUGUAUCUAGCAAAAUUCUUUCAGAUCAAGUUUAUCGUCCAUCAACUGAGUGCUUUUGGUGUGCGGCAACAUCUCGCUGUAUGUAUCGUGGAAGCAAGGAAUUAUGUGAAGAUCGGGAAGAACAGUCCUGCCCUGCGGUCCUGCACUCUCACAUUCCCAAUUCUUUUCGUGUAAUUCAUGUUGGAAUACAAAAAGGGGGACCAGAGGCUCUUAUUCAAUUACAUUUGGCACUUAACCGUUGGGGAUUCCUCACCACACUGGAUACCCGUUCCAAGGAAAAGGGGGGGUCAGUUUUACCAUUCUUUCGUAAUAUGUAUAAGAAUGAAUUUAGUCGUGCCCCACCUUUACGAUGGUUUAAAAACUAUGAUGAGUGGCAUAAAAAUGCACAAGAGGGCGAUGUUCUUAUUGCAACAGAAACUUGGCCAUGUUUUAAUAGAAAUUACUUUGAAAAAGGGAUAAGACAAAUGCAAUGGCAUUUAACAGUUUGGCCACGACGUGAUAGAUCACAUUGUACUAUCGCAGGACAUACAAACUACAUUACAAUGACUUAUAUGAAUCAAUCAAAACUCGCAUUACUUUAUCCAUAUAUUUCUCCUCAUAUUAUAAAACUAGCACAAAGUCAUUCAUCUUGGCGUAAUACUAAAAGACGAGGAACUGAUAAAAUACCACUAGUCUUAUUUGAUUCAGAUGUUAAAUUGCAAAAUAAUGACCUCUUGAGUCGUAAUGGUGUAAUGAGAGAGGUAAUACGGGCAACUGGAUUUCGUCCAGAAGAUUUAUAUGCACUAUAUGGACAAGCAACUGCAGGAAUUGAUUUACGUCUUCCAGGAGCAGAACGAUUUAUUUUUGAAGCUGUUUUAUUUGAUGUUUGUGUUAUUGUUGAUAAUUCCCUAGUUGGAGGAUGUAGUGAAGAUGUUCCCAUUCCUGAGGAGUUUCGAGUUCCUGAAGGAAAUUUGAGUGCUUUGAAUAAUGCCAUUGAUCGCUGUAUUCGAGAUUAUGAUUCUGUUAUAUCGAAAUUUACAGAAAUGAAAGAAUUUACAUUGCGUCAAAAAGUAACUUUUGAAAGACAAGUACGACGUUAUUUUUCUAAUAGUGUACAUAUUACUUCAGUAGUGUGUACACAGGAACAGUCUAAUAAAUUCCUUCUUCGUUUUAUUCUUAAUACUUUAUUGUAUGUUCCGUUUGCUACUGUAGAAAUAAGACUAGCCGAGGGUGUUGUUGGUUUAACAGAGGGACAGCAAACCUUUCUACUGAAUCAGAGUUGGUUAGCAGCUGUUCGUUUUGUUCAAAUGGAUGCAAAAGAGACUUCAGAAGUAUGUCAGAUAAAUAAUGAAGAAAUGAUUAGUAAAACAGAAAAGUAUGGGAGUACAACUAUACAAUUAGCUCGUUUUAUUCUUUUGACUAAAGGUCUUUCCUCUUAUAAUUCAAAAAAACGUUCUCUUCUUACGAUGUUUGUUCCUAUUAAUGGUAUUAUUGUAACAGAGGAUGUUGUACAUUAUAUCACUUCACAACUGGCUCUGGUAGGUCGUCAUCAUGAUCAUGAUAAUCAAGAAGCAGUUACUGAUAAGAAAUUUCCUAUUUACAUUCUUAAGCUUAAAAGUGAUGGAAUGAUUAAUUUACCACUUAUUGCAGUGUGGACUGCAGAUGUCUCAUCAUUACUAUCUUGUAGCCACAUGGUAAACAACAACGUACCCUUGUUAAGCAAACUGUGCCAAUAUAAACCGAACACAGAUGGUGAUGCCGUAUUAUCGAAUACAGUGGUUCUGCAUGAUGGGGGUGAUAUCAUACCACUGGCGCUUGUGGUGGAUUCGAAGGACAACAAUGAUGAAAUCCUUCAAAGUGCGUGGAGUUUUAUGUGUAUGCAUGAACUCUGGAAAGAUUUGAUAGGUGAAUGUUGA
Molecule: messenger RNA, 2142 nt
Organism: Trypanosoma theileri
Lineage: Eukaryota; Euglenozoa; Kinetoplastea; Trypanosomatida; Trypanosomatidae
Product: putative transmembrane protein
Exons: 1
Coding region: 1-2142 (713 amino acids)
Source: RefSeq, a predicted model, not a curated record